AUGACAACCUUCAUCUUCUUUUUGAUUGUGCUGCUCAUGACAAUGGCAGCAACCACCUCAGCCAAGGCAUUGGCUCCCUAUAGCACGAAUGGCACUGUGGAUUUGGAGAAACUUUCUCAGAUUAUUGAAGAACUGGCCCGUAGACCUUACUAUGAGGGUCCGUAUGAAGUGGUGUUUGAUGGGCCAGCCUCCACUAAUAGCACAGAUGUGUCUAGCUCUGAGGGAAAGAGAGCCAAGAGGUUUGCCAAUGACUUUGAUAGGGAUCUGCUCUUCAUCUGCCCCUAUGGACAGACUUUCUCCAGUAUCUCCAGUUACCAUAGUGACCACCAUGGAGACAGGCGUUUCAGCAUCACCUGUUCCCCAGUGAUGUCGUCCUACACUGACUGUAUUCAGACCAACUGGGUCAACAACUUUGAUGAGGCCUUCACCUACACCUGUCCCAAGAACUUUGCCAUCGCUGGAAUGGGAAGUUUCCACAAUAACAACCAUGAGGACCGCCGGUUUCACUUUAGAUGCUGCGGAGGUGCCACCUUGAGCUAUUCUGACUGCAUGUGGACGCCUUACGUGAACUGCUUUGACGAGUUCUUUGAGUGGCGGGUCCCCUUCCACAACCAUCUUGCCGGAGUCUCGUCCUACCAUGACAAUUAUCGAGAGGAUCGUCGUUUCAGAUUCUACAUCUGCUCCUCUGCAUCCAUGUCUACAUCUGCAGACUAAUGGAGAUGCCAAAGAAGGAAAGGAAAACCAUCUCGGAGG
Molecule: messenger RNA, 753 nt
Organism: Engraulis encrasicolus (European anchovy)
Lineage: Eukaryota; Metazoa; Chordata; Actinopteri; Clupeiformes; Engraulidae
Product: hemagglutinin/amebocyte aggregation factor-like
Exons: 7
Coding region: 1-714 (237 amino acids)
Source: RefSeq, a predicted model, not a curated record